AGGAGUCAGAAGAAACGAAACUACCCCGUAACGUGAGAAUCGCUCGGCACAGUGUUGGCGGCUCCACGGCGCGAGAUGGUCGACGCGACGAGCGUGCUGGUGGCGGUGCUGGCCGUGCUGGUGGCGGCCGCGCUGUGGUCGCGGCACCGGCAGGGCUACUGGCGCAAGCGUGGCGUGCCCACGCCGCCCGGGAGUCUGCCCUUCAUCGGGGACAUGGGCCCCAUCGUGUUAGGCCGCAGGAGCUUCGCGGACCACUUCACCGACCAGACGCGUGGCCACCGCGACCGCGGCUACUGCGGCAUGUACAUGUGGGGCCAGCCCACGCUGCUGGUGUUCGACCCCGAGAUGGUGAAGCAGGUCGUCUGCAAGGACUUCUCCAGCUUCCACGACCGCGCGCCGGCGAGCGUCUCCGCGGAGACCGACCCGCUCAGCCAGCACCUGUUCAGCAUCACGGGCAGCAAGUGGCGGAACCUGCGCAACCGGCUGUCGCCCACCUUCACCUCCGGCAAGCUCAAGCUCAUGUUCCCGCUGAUGCGCGACAUCAGCGACCAGCUCAGCGUCACGGUCGCGGGCGACGUCAAGAAGUCUGGCGGCGAGGUGGACGUGGCUCUCAGAAGAGCUUCAUCCAUGAAUCCUUCGGGCAGCUCUUGCUCUUCUUCAUUUCCUUCACUACUCGAUGAAGCGGACGGAACAUUCCCAGCACCCCUGCCGCGACCACCCCUUAUGUCUGUCGACGGUUAUGUCUAUCAAAUAUUAUGCCUGUCAAAUGUUAUGUCUGUCAACAGUUAUAUGUAUAUGCGAUUUGGUUAUUUCUGUAAAAUGUUAUGUCUGUAGCAAUUAUAAUUAUAAUUUAAAUAAUAAAUGCUUUUUAUUUCAGAAAUAUAUCCGUUAUUUCUGUCACCAGUUAUGUGGAUUUACAGUUAUGUGGGUCAAAAGUUAUGUCUGUCAACAGCAACU
Thrips palmi is the source of this 957-nucleotide messenger RNA. Its product is annotated as cytochrome P450 6k1-like. The transcript has 3 exons. Gene Ontology annotation, molecular function: oxidoreductase activity, acting on paired donors, with incorporation or reduction of molecular oxygen; monooxygenase activity; iron ion binding. The coding region runs from base 76 to 834 and encodes 252 amino acids. NCBI's taxonomy places the organism in Eukaryota, Metazoa, Arthropoda, Insecta, Thysanoptera, Thripidae. The record is from RefSeq and is a predicted model, not a curated record.